GAGCGUUGCCAACAUGACAGAACUUGCCAAGAAUCCCAUGACCAAGACAACAUUGGACUAUUUGUGGACCAAGCGGUUUUACCACUACGGACAAGUUAACCCUCCUCUCGCAAGUUAUGGCGGAACCAUAGAAGAUGUAAACGUCAACUGUGCCAAAGGACUACAGAUGCUCUUCGAUUUGAUGAAAGACAAACAUGACAACGUCAAUCGGCCAAGUUACAUUAUACUCUCCUUCCCUUUGUAUUCUCCGGGAAAUUUUCCUGCAAUUGGCAAGGCACUAAGGAAUCUUUCAGUGGACAUAUUUAUUGCUGUGGGGUACCACUCGUAUGGAGACAACAAUUUCGUCGACUGCCGUAUGGUUUCACCAACCUUGCUGAACAAGCAACUUCUCCCACCCGACAUCUACAGUAUCUAUAGCGUCCGUCUGGCCGAAGUCAUGAGCAGCUUGACGGUGAACCCCGCGGCGUGGGCACCAACUACUUCGUUUGGCGUGUCCGUUGGCAUGCAAGGUCGUUGGUAUAAGCCAAAGGACCGAGACUACGACCCCAACGGGCCCGGGAAUUACCAGCUUGGCAAGCCGUGCGGAAAUGAAUUACCUCUUGGGUUCACGAAGCAGACAUCAGACAUUAUAUGGGCCUGUCGUAACCAUGGGUACAACAGGACAUUCAAGAUCGACCAGACGUUCCAGGCGAUGGUGGGGUACGAUAAGCAGUUCGGUUUUCUCUUCACCUUCGACACAGCUGAAACACUUCGGUCAAAGUUGUGUGAAGCGAAGAGCACCGCCCCAGCUGCGAAGUUUUACAUCGCUGCUGCCGCCAUCGGAGCUGAAGACCACGUUAACGCGUGCGGAUUCGGAGCGUUGGCACGGCUGCGCAUGCUCAAGGCUCUCACUUAUUUCUUUGCGUACAACUACACCUCAGCUGCGCAAAAGUCAGCAUGCCUCCUGGUCAACCCUUAGUGAGAGCGAGACUGAUAAGUCCCUUCGCAGUGUCUACAGCCUACGCUACCAUUAUUUUCAGGUCUUUUUUUUUUUUGUCCGAUGGUGAGGAAAACCGGCAGCGGUUUUUCAUGCCCAGAUCGGUUAGCAAUAAAAUUUCCUGAGGAGAUAAGAAUCUUGUCAACACUUAUGGGAGAAGCUUUAUUUGGCGAACGGCGCAAACAUAAGCUUCUACGUUGCACCAUCUCCUAGGAAACUGCUUUUCGUCCAAUCUCACUGGUACGUGCAAAGCCUCUUGCGAUUGGAUAAGGCGUUUUAGGACAUUCCGCAAUUUCUUUGUAGUUCUAGGGGAACAAAAAACAAAAAGAAAUGAUUGCGAAUAAUUACGACAACGCAAUCACGUGUCAUAAUUACUGUGUAUUGCGAGACAAUUCAUAGUUAGUCCAUUCCAUAUAAUGAGG
Dermacentor andersoni is the source of this 1398-nucleotide messenger RNA. Lineage: Eukaryota; Metazoa; Arthropoda; Arachnida; Ixodida; Ixodidae. The record is from RefSeq and is a predicted model, not a curated record.